AACAUAUUUUCGACCAACUCAUUUUUUUCUCAUUAUUGUUUAACCAACCCAAUCAUUAAAGGCUUAAGCUCACCACUAACCAAUACAAAACUCAAUAACAUGAAAGGAAAAGCUUGCCACAAAUCCCACAAUAUAACAUAACAACAAACCCAGAAGAAUCUCCCCAAAAGUAGGGCGUGGGGUACUCAAAAGUAGAGAGACUUAUUAGAAGAGACCUCCCGCUCAAGCACCACAAUACAACAUAAAACUCACAAUUUUUUUAAAAACUUUUUAAACCAAGCUCAUAUGAUAAAUAAGAGCGCAAAAAAUAAACAAUAAAGCUCAACUAAAAGUUUAAAAAUCAAGAGAUGUCAUAUUCACAUAAUGUAAAGUGCAUUACCCUCUACUUUGAGGAGUAUGAGCUGUUUAUUAAGAGAAAGAUACGACUAGUCUUCCAAAUUAUUUGUACGAUAUAUCAAUCUCACCAUCAUAUAUUUCGUGUUGAGAAAGAUACGACUAGUUUCCCAUUUGCACACUUCUGUUUGUGCAAGAACAAAUUGAAGCUUCAGUUUCACUUUUAUAAAAUUUCAUUACCUAUAACAUUAAUACAAUCAUAACAUGAAGUGCAUUAUAGAAUAGCAUUCAGGGCGUGAAGAUUUUCGACUUCUAACCGCUUGAUAAAGUUAAACUAUACACGAACUUAUGCAUACAGUGCCAUUUAAUCUUUACUUUCACCCAAAGCUUGUAUCUCAGCUCUAAAUAAUACUGUCUCUUAUCAUCAUGAUGAUGAGAUUUGACUUUGUUUUUCUGCAGAAUUUAAUAUUUAAAAAUGUGUGUAUUUACUAAUACUACUCAGGCAUUUAUUAAGCGAAAUAUAUCCAGCUCUCUUCAAUUAUAUAGAAGGGUUAAAGCUACAACAUUUUUUAUAGAUGCAUUUUUACAACUAAUGCAACCCUGGAUUAUAUGUGGCUUCAUGCCCCCAUGUGAUUUUGAAAGCCCAUUAAAGUGUUUCCAACAUCCACAAUCAUCCCAAUCAUUACAAAUAAUAAUUUCAACUGGACGUCUCUUAAUCGUGAUAGUAAAAGUAUUGCUCUUUUCCGGUUCGCAUCAACAAUGCUUACUUGGAUUAUUUUCAAGCAAAACCUACAGUCGGGUUGAAAGCUACCAACACGCAGAUCAUCAUCCUAAAAUUUCAUAACCCAAAACUGUUUCAUACUUCAUUUAACUAGAUAAUGUUAGAUUAAUAUCUAGUCAUAAAACAUGUUAAAAAAUGUGUGAUAUGAUUUAGUACGAACUACAGAACAAUUUUUUAUAUUUGUGAAAUUUUAGUACGGUGAUCUGUGUUAUUAGUUUUCAAUCCCGAAAUAGACUUUGUAUGAAAAUAAUGCAAGUGAAAGAUAUAAACGUUGUAAGAAUUGAUGUAUAGAAAAGUUUUGUAACUCUAAUCCUCCUCACUCAUCAUGCUUAGGUUUUGCAUGAAAAUAAUACAAGUGAAAGAUAGACUAUGGUUCCAUAAUCCACCCAUCAGUGUGGGAUAGUUAAAAAUAUCUGUGUGUGUUUGCAAACACACACAUAAUGCAUGCAUACAUAUGUUUAUCUAUGCAUGCAUAUAUAAAAUUUAAAACAAGUCAAGCGAAUCUUUUUUGUUUGUUUAAGAGUAACUUGCUUAAUUGCAGGAGUGUGAAAGAGGCCAAAAAUCAUGCCAUCUUACACCCAUGGGAGGAGUUAGAUGUGAUGGCAUUAAGAAGAACAAGACACCUAAUGAUAUAGUAAACUCGUACACUCCUGGCAUACCAGCUGAAGCAUCUUCAUCAGACAAUUUGGAACUAAGUUCAAACACGCACAGUUUGGACAUGGAAUCAUUCAUCAUUGCUCACAAUGACCAGAACAACAAUUCAAAACCCGUCCUGUUUCAGUCCGAUCUUCCAGGAUCUGACCCAAGCAGCAGAUUCGUGAAGCGUUUGAAAUUGAGUAAUCUCUACAAUAUGGCCCUUGGCACAAGGAGCUUAAACAUAAAAGAGGAUUCAUCUCAUGAGUAUAAGCAGCAGCAGCACACCGGGUUUCAUGGUAAAGCAUGCUCUGAACCGACGUCUAAUAAAAAUAAAGGCAAAGAAUGGAUGGUUCAAGAUAAAUGUACUACUAGGAACAAUGUCGGCGAGUCCUCUUCUGCUGCUGAGAACUUGAAGUCGUGUAGAGAUAAACUGACUUCAUACCCUUGGAUUCAGAGGUUGCUUCGUGAUAGAGCUACUAAAUCUCUGCAGGUUCCUGAAGUGGAGGGGGGUUAUGAGCCCGAGAGUGCAUGUUUGGAAGCAGAGCAAAUUCAAAAGCGACACUUUCCCAGCAUAGCUGCCAUGGCAUUGAUGGGAAAAGGCAUGAAGGGCUUUCAACCCUGCAAGUUUCAGAAUAAGGGGUCUUUCGUAGUUUGGAACUAGUGGCUUCUGAAACAAACAACCAAGAGGGAAUUCCUGUUAUGGCGUGAUUUCGUGAUGGUAGCUUGGCGGGGCCCCCCAUUUGAUUUCACAAUGUGACUGAAACAGACCAAAGUGACAAGAAAUUCAUAGUCGUGCAUAAAAUCAGAAACCACCGAAAGUCGGGACCAACGGUGGAAUGAGGUAGUAGUUUGCGGAUUGGUGUUUGGAUGACCUAAUAACAUCUGGUCUUAGAAAGUAACUUUUUUUUGUUUUUGUUUUUUUGCCUCUUUGGCUUAAUGUUAAAACUCUCCUUAUUUUGGUUUAUAUGCAUUUGAGCAGCAAGUGGGUGAUUGCUCAUUCAUUGUACAAUGGAAAUGAAUUGUAACUGUGGAUGAUCAAAUGUCAGGUUGUACUGUAUUUGGCAACACUGUAAAACGUAUGUAUUGUGAUCAAAUGCAUGUAUAAAUGUACAUUAAAAUAUAUACUUUUGUUCAAGUGUAUUCAUGCAAUUUGAUUUUGUUCUGUCAAACUCAACAAACUUUGAUUAAACAAUAAAUAUAAAUUAACCUU
This is a messenger RNA of Cuscuta campestris, 2960 nucleotides long. The record is from the annotation of a GenBank genome assembly. NCBI's taxonomy places the organism in Eukaryota, Viridiplantae, Streptophyta, Magnoliopsida, Solanales, Convolvulaceae.